Exophiala bonariae is the source of this 369-nucleotide messenger RNA. RefSeq lists its product as uncharacterized. NCBI's taxonomy places the organism in Eukaryota, Fungi, Ascomycota, Eurotiomycetes, Chaetothyriales, Herpotrichiellaceae. The record is from RefSeq and is a predicted model, not a curated record. The transcript is spliced from 2 exons. The coding region runs from base 1 to 369 and encodes 122 amino acids.
AUGGGGAACAUCUGCUCAAAGUCGGCCAAUCAGCCCGACAACUUCUCCACUCCAGGGCGAACAAUCGGUGCAACUCCACAGAACUCAACGGCCACCACAACCCCUGUACCUAAGAAAGUAACCGCAAACACACCUGGGCGGACCCUGGGCGGGAGAGUUGAAGCUCCGAGCCCCGAUGACGCAAGAGCGGCAGCAGCGAGGGCAGCCGAAGAGAGAGCAGCAAGCGCAUCUAAGCCAGGUGGUAAACUUGCAAAGCAGUUGCAGGAUCAGAAAAAGCAGAAUUCGAGACAGCUUGUCAAGGAGGACGCAGAAGCCGAGCGAAGAGCACGAGAUGCAGAUGCGAGUGCCGAAGCACGAAACUAUAAUUGA